AUGUUCCGCCAAUCUGCAAAGCCAAACUCUACGAUGAUGCCAUCAGUUUCUGUUUUUAUGCUUGGCAGGAGGGCCUGUGCUAGGGAUUCGACAUUGACCAAUAUCGAUUUAUCGAUCGAAUUCGUUCGCAACGACAUGUUUGUGCCAAGAAUAGACUUCGGAGUUGGUCCAUCAUGGUCGGCCGGCAUCAACACUAUGAACGGUUUUGGAGUGUUAGGUCCCCGAUCUUCGUUCGAGGUACACUGGACGCGAAAGAUCAUUACCGAAAACCGUCUAACGUCAACUGCAUUCUACCAGGCGGUGAUCGUCCUAGGCUUUCAUAAAGACGGUGUUCCAUCGAAACAGCGCCUGAAGUCACCUCUUAUGGAAAUUCGACCAAGGCGAAGCCUUCGGCUUCUUCAUUUUGUCAGCGGCGACAUUACUGCCUCCCCAAAAAAGCCGUUCUCUGCCAUGACAGCUAUAAUGAACACUGGGUAUUCACCGCUCACGAAUGUACAGGUUGUUCUAGCCGAUUUUGACAUAGUAACAUCAUCACAAGCCGCUCCUUUUGAUAUUGUGCGAAUGGAGCUCGAUGGAAAGCAGAUAGGUACUUCCAUAUCGCCAGAAGUAGGCUAUAUCGCUUCAGGCACCUCGAAGCGUCUCACUUACCACAUUACCACUCCAGGACAGACGGCAAACAUAGUGAACAUGUCGGCAAUCAUCACAGUUGAGGGAAUACUGAUGCCCGUGGAAGACCAACAUAUCUAUGCCAUAAGGGCAGCAGUCUCAGAAAAAGAUGGAUUCAUCGUUUCGCCCGUAACCGAUUCCGAGCCCCUAUUUUUCUAUCGCCCCGAUAUUGGCAGCAUUAUCAACAUCGUACCGCUUGAGCACGUUGCGACUCAUCAAAAACCAAAUGGAGAACCGAGGAAAAUCACAUUAUUAACUUCUUUCCGCAGUUUGGUCACGCCAGGCUUCACUGGAGCUCUUUGGGGAACUUUCAAAUUGCCUGAAUUACCAUCAAAUUACCGAUUGAUGCGUGUCGUCGAUCAACGUGGUACGCGACUGCGUGUGGCCACCCCAGUCACUUGGAUUGAAGAAAACGGCGAGGAUCGCAAUCUGAACUUCAUCGACUCGGCAGCUCCUUUUCCCGUCACAGAUAUCGUUUAUGAGAUGGAAUUCGGCGAACCGACGGAGAGCUCGGGACCAGAAUUCGAUCAGACAUCAUACAGAGUGCAGAUCUUCCCCGAUUCGUGGCCAGAGCCCGGCUAUCCGUUUGCUGUCAUAUCAUCACACUCGCCAGCUUCGUCUAACGUCACCUAUGCCCUCUACACACCUGACAACGAAAAGUCAUUCGCGGUUGAUCCCUACACUGGUGAAUUGUUCAUGACUUCGUCGGUGCCACCAGGUGAUGAGUUUUGCACCCUCUUGGUGGCUAAGGACGCACAAGGUCGAGAGACUGCCGUACCCGUAGCCAUCAAUACUGGUGGUCUUCGUAAAGAAUGCAUCAACUUUGACAACACCUAUCUCUCGCCGUCAGUUUAUCAUGGCCCCCAUCGGGGAUCAAUUGGCUCAUGGGCUACGAUAGUGCCCACAAGAAGCACUGAAUCCGGGGAGCCCACGAUGUAUACAGUAUCGCCAGACAGCUUACCGGCGACCCUGACGACAAGCAAAAGAAUCGCAACAAUGAUAACGACUACUGGUAUAGGCAGCGAAGGAAUACCGACUCCAUCUACGAUGGAUCCUUCAGUAUUUCAGUCGGGAACUUCUACAGUUUUUCCUGUUGAACCCAGCUCUCAUACCUCCACAGAAGGGAUUUUCAUCCCCGCUUCUACUACAGAGACACCCUUAGAGCCCAUAACGCCUGACGCAGACCAUGCCGAAUUAGGAACAACUUCAGAAGGAACCACUUCCACAGUAGCUACUUUACCAGAUGCGGUUGAACCAACUCAUCCUGUACCGAUUUCCCCAGAUGCAUCACUCAUGACCGUAACUUCUUCCGUGACAACGGUAACUGAUAGAGCAGAGGAAAUACUCACGAUAACGCCUGAUUCUCAUUUACCUGAAAUAACAACGGUGGAAGAGAGCUUUCCCUCUCCGGUGCCUUCAUUAUUCCCGGAACCCUCCACAGAGCUUCCUACAGAUCCGCCCAUUUGGAACGGUUCUUCGCCAGGAAACAUACCUGUUGAGGUUUCUACUGAGGAGAACAUUAAUAACGUUACACCAGAUUCAUCACCGGAAACACCACCGCCUGUGACUCUUACGUUAGAACCCGAAGAGCCACUCACAAGAAUUUCAUCCAAUGGAAAUUCUCAGACCGUGAGUUUCGUAGGCACACCCGGCACGGGCGACUGGGCUACGGAGCCCACAGGGCUAGCAACCACAGCAAAGGAAUCAACGUUACCGGUAGAGUUGAUUCACACAGUAAAUCCAGAUGGAGGGGCAACUGAACCUCAGUGGCCUACAGUUAUCCCUCCAGUAUGGACACCAGUAGGUGGUGGCGGUACGCUGGCCACUUAUCAAACUACCGCACGUCCAACCAGGACUACACUCGAUCCCUACUAUGGGAUGGCGUGUGCGAAACAAGGCGAGCCAAUAUGGGACCUCAUUUGUGAAUUGAGUAAAGCAUCGAUCAGGAGAGAACCUUGA
Messenger RNA from Haemonchus placei, 2625 nucleotides. The record is from the annotation of a GenBank genome assembly. Lineage: Eukaryota; Metazoa; Nematoda; Chromadorea; Rhabditida; Trichostrongylidae.